Molecule: messenger RNA, 513 nt
Organism: Ostertagia ostertagi
Lineage: Eukaryota; Metazoa; Nematoda; Chromadorea; Rhabditida; Trichostrongylidae
Source: the annotation of a GenBank genome assembly
AUGUUCGUUGAUGGCGAUCCAAGCAUGGAGGAUUGCCGAUGUCUAAGCCGUACUUCGGCGUCUGCGGUGCUUAUUGCGAAAGACCGAGUAUUUCGCGAAGGGCUCCUGCAAGGAUACGAUUUCAACUUUACUGUGCGAUUUGACCAGUGCAUAGAAAUACUGGCUGCUGGCAUGACCGUCGAGUUAAUUCGAGAUUUGAAUGUGGACGCCAUAAUCGGGCCCACAUGCAGUUAUCCUGCUAUCAUUUCUGCGCUGACGGCUGGAUUCUACAACAUCCCUCUUUUCACAUGGGGCUUGAGUACUUCGGCUGCUUUGGACAGUAUGAUCCGAUUUCCAACAACUGGACUUCUGUCUGUCAACUCUCUCAGCCUCGGAAUUGCAAUUCGUUUUGUUAUGACGUCAUUUGCAUGGGACCAAUUCGCUUUUGUUUAUUCAAAUGUCGACGAUGACGAAAAGUGCGAUGUUAUGAAGACUGACGUUCAGAAAAUCUCGGCUGGAAGUGGGCGAUUCGAA